Malurus melanocephalus (red-backed fairy wren) is the source of this 12241-nucleotide messenger RNA. RefSeq names its product kalirin RhoGEF kinase (gene KALRN). Gene Ontology annotation, cellular component: postsynaptic density; cytoplasm. The transcript has 60 exons. Gene Ontology annotation, biological process: axon guidance; intracellular signal transduction; protein phosphorylation. The coding region runs from base 78 to 8930 and encodes 2950 amino acids. Gene Ontology annotation, molecular function: protein binding; ATP binding; protein kinase activity. Lineage: Eukaryota; Metazoa; Chordata; Aves; Passeriformes; Maluridae. The record is from RefSeq and is a predicted model, not a curated record.
CUCUCUCUCGGCUCUCCUCCUCCCUAACUCACUGGAUAUUACCAGCUGCCGGGCUCGCCGCCGCCUCUCCCCCAGCCAUGAAUCCCGCCGAAGGGGCGGCGGAGGAAGGCGCUGUCCCUGACUCCGAGGUGGAUGCUUUCUUCCGAACAGGUUCUUUUCGAAAUGAUGGUUUAAAAGCUGCUGAUGUCCUUCCUAUACUGAAGGAGAAAGUGGCCUUUGUGUCAGGUGGCCGUGAUAAACGAGGUGGUCCUGUCUUGACCUUCCCAGCCCGCAGCAAUCAUGACAGAAUAAGGCAGGAAGACCUUCGGAAACUUGUGACUUAUUUGGCCAGCGUGCCAAGCGAAGAUGUUUGCAAACGAGGAUUCACUGUUAUUAUCGAUAUGCGAGGAUCCAAAUGGGAUUUGAUCAAGCCUCUCCUAAAAACCCUUCAAGAAGCCUUUCCUGCUGAGAUUCAUGUUGCCCUGAUCAUAAAACCUGAUAAUUUCUGGCAGAAGCAGAAAACAAACUUUGGCAGUUCCAAGUUCAUCUUUGAGACAAGUAUGGUGUCUGUGGAAGGCCUGGCAAAGCUUGUAGAUCCUUCUCAGCUGACGGACGAGUUYGAAGGGUCCUUGGAUUACAACCACGAUGAAUGGAUAGAGCUGCGCGUGUCCUUGGARGAGUUUUUCAACAGUGCCAUCCAUUUAUUAUCAAGGCUGGAGGAUCUCCAGGAAAUGUUGGCUAGAAAGGAGUUUCCAGUUGAUGUUGAGGGCUCAAGAAGGCUGAUUGAUGAGCACACGCAGCUCAAGAAAAAAGUGAUUAAAGCUCCUGUGGAAGAAYUGGAUCGUGAGGGUCAGAGGUUAUUACAAUGUAUAAGAUCCAGUGAUGGUUUUUCUGGUAGGAACUGCAUUCCUGGAAGUGCAGAUUUUCAAAGUCUUGUGCCAAAGAUCACCAGCCUUUUAGACAAGCUGCAUUCUACCCGGCAACACUUGCAUCAGAUGUGGCAUGUCCGCAAGCUGAAACUGGACCAGUGCUUUCAACUCCGGCUUUUUGAGCAAGAUGCUGAGAAGAUGUUCGACUGGAUCAGCCACAACAAAGAGUUGUUCCUGCAGAGUCACACRGAGAUCGGAGUGAGCUACCAGCACGCCCUGGACCUGCAGACACAGCACAACCACUUUGCCAUGAAUUCCAUGAAUGCCUAUGUCAACAUCAAUCGAAUCAUGUCUGUGGCGUCACGGCUCUCCGAGGCAGGCCACUAYGCUUCCCAGCAAAUCAAACAGAUAUCCAGCCAGCUGGAUCAAGAGUGGAAGAGUUUUGCUGCAGCUCUGGAUGAGCGCAGCACCAUCUUAGCCAUGUCUGCUGUCUUUCACCAGAAAGCUGAACAGUUCCUUUCAGGUGUGGAUGCCUGGUGCAAAAUGUGCAGUGACGGAGGCCUCCCRUCAGAAAUGCAGGACCUGGAAAUGGCCAUCCACCAUCACCAGACCCUCUAUGAGCAAGUAACACAGGCCUACACAGAGGUGAGCCAGGAUGGAAAAGCCUUGCUGGAUGUCCUACAGCGUCCCUUGAGUCCUGGGAAUUCUGAAUCCCUCACUGCCACUGCAAACUACUCCAAGGCUGUUCACCAGGUGUUGGAUGUGGUGCAUGAAGUCCUGCAUCACCAGCGGCGYCUGGAAAGCAUCUGGCAACACAGAAAGGUCCGGCUGCAUCAAAGGCUGCAGCUCUGUGUUUUCCAGCAGGAUGUUCAACAGGUGCUGGACUGGAUUGAAAAUCACGGGGAAGCCUUUCUGAGCAAACACACCGGAGUGGGGAAAUCUCUCCACAGGGCACGCGCGCUGCAGAAAAGACAUGAUGACUUUGAAGAGGUAGCACAGAAUACAUACACCAAUGCAGACAAGCUCUUGGAGGCUGCCGAGCAGUUGGCUCAGACUGGGGAAUGUGACCCUGAAGAGAUCUAUAAAGCAGCCCGGCAUCUGGAAGUUCGGAUUCAGGACUUUGUCCGGAGGGUGGAACAGAGGAAACUUCUCUUGGACAUGUCAGUCUCCUUCCAUACCCACACCAAAGAGCUGUGGACAUGGAUGGAAGAUCUGCAGAAGGAGCUUUUAGAGGAUGUCUGUGCUGACUCUGUGGAUGCAGUUCAGGAGCUCAUCAAGCAGUUUCAGCAGCAGCAAACAGCCACCCUGGAUGCUACCCUCAAUGUUAUUAAAGAAGGGGAAGAUCUAAUCCAGCAGCUCAGGGACUCUGCCGUUUCCAGCAACAAGACCCCACACAACAGCUCCAUCAGCCACAUCGAAUCCGUCCUCCAGCAGCUCGACGAGGCCCAGGUACAGAUGGAAGAGCUCUUCCAUGAGAGGAAGAUUAAGCUAGACAUUUUCCUGCAGCUCCGGAUUUUUGAGCAGUACACCAUUGAGGUUACAGCAGAGUUGGAUGCCUGGAAUGAAGAUCUGCUGAGGCAAAUGAAUGAUUUCAAUACUGAGGAUCUCACUCUGGCAGAGCAGCGAUUGCAGCGUCACACGGAGCGGAAAUUGGCCAUGAACAACAUGACCUUUGAAGUCAUCCAGCAAGGGCAGGACUUGCACCAAUACAUCAUGGAGGUCCAGGCUUCAGGCAUCGAGCUGAUCUGCGAAAAAGACAUUGAUCUUGCGACUCAGGUUCAAGAGCUGCUGGAAUUCCUUCAUGAGAAGCAACACGAGCUGGAGCUUAAUGCUGACCAAACUCACAAGAGGUUAGAGCAGUGCCUGCAGCUCCGGCACCUCCAGGCCGAGGUCAAGCAGGUGCUUGGCUGGAUCAGGAAUGGGGAGUCAAUGCUGAAUGCAAGCCUUGUCAACGCGAGUUCUCUCUCAGAGGCCGAGCAGCUCCAGCGAGAGCACGAGCAGUUCCAGCUGGCAAUAGAGUCCCUCUUUCAUGCCACUUCCUUACAGAAGACACACCAGAGUGCCCUGCAGGUCCAGCAGAAGGCUGAAGUGUUGCUGCAGGCUGGACAUUAUGAUGCYGAUGCCAUCAGAGAAUGUGCCGAGAAGGUGGCCCUGCACUGGCAGCAGCUGAUGCUGAAGAUGGAGGAUAGGCUCAAACUYGUCAAUGCCUCAGUGGCCUUUUAUAAAACCUCUGAGCAGGUGUGCAGCGUGUUAGAGAGCCUGGAGCAGGAAUACAGACGGGAUGAAGACUGGUGUGGAGGCCGAGAUAAACUUGGACCAGCAGCUGAGAUAGACCAUGUCAUCCCUCUGAUCAGCAAACACCUGGAGCAGAAGGAGGCUUUUCUCAAGGCCUGCACCCUGGCCCGGAGGAAYGCCGAGGUGUUCCUCAAGUACAUCCACAGGAACAACGUCAGCAUGCCCGGAGUGGCGAGCCACACCAGGGGACCCGAGCAGCAGGUCAAAGCCAUCCUGAGCGAGCUGUUGCAGAGGGAGAACCGGGUGCUUCACUUCUGGACCCUGAAGAAGCGGAGGUUGGAUCAGUGCCAGCAGUACGUUGUCUUYGAGCGCAGUGCCAAGCAGGCCUUAGACUGGAUCCAAGAAACAGGCGAAUAUUACCUCUCUACUCACAACUCCACAGGGGAAUCAGCAGAAGAAACUCAGGAACUCCUGAAGGAAUAUGGGGAAUUUAGAGUACCUGCCAAGCAAACAAAGGAGAAAGUGAAGCUCCUCAUCCAGCUGGCUGACAGCUUUGUAGAAAAAGGACAUAUACACGCCACRGAAAUUAGGAAAUGGGUCACCACCGUUGACAAACGCUACCGGGACUUCUCUCUCAGGAUGGGGAAAUACCGCUACUCCCUGGAAAAAGCCCUUGGAAUCAAUCCAGAGGAUAACAAAGACCUAGAACUAGAUAUUAUUCCAGCAAGUCUUUCAGACCGGGAGGUAAAGCUGCGAGAUGCAAAUCAUGAAAUCAAUGAAGAAAAAAGGAAGUCKGCCAGAAAGAAAGAAUUCAUUAUGGCUGAACUGCUGCAGACAGAAAAAGCUUAUGUCAGGGAUUUACAUGAAUGUUUAGAGACCUACCUUUGGGAAAUGACAAGUGGAGUGGAAGAAAUACCAGCUGGGAUCCUUAAUAAAGAACACAUCAUCUUUGGCAAUAUUCAGGAGAUCUAUGACUUCCAUAACAACAUUUUCCUAAAAGAGCUGGAGAAAUAUGAACAGCUGCCUGAGGAUGUGGGCCACUGCUUCGUCACCUGGGCAGAUAAAUUUCAGAUGUAUGUCACCUACUGCAAAAACAAGCCUGACUCCAGCCAGCUCAUCCUGGAACAUGCAGGGACUUUCUUUGAUGAAAUUCAGCAAAGACACGGGCUGGCCAACUCCAUCUCUUCUUAUUUAAUCAAGCCUGUCCAGAGGAUCACAAAAUAUCAACUCCUUCUGAAGGAGCUGCUGACCUGCUGUGAGGAGGGCAAAGGGGAGCUGAAGGAUGGUCUGGAAGUGAUGCUCAGCGUCCCAAAGAAGGCCAACGAUGCAAUGCACGUCAGCAUGCUGGAAGGGUUUGAUGAGAACCUGGAYGUCCAGGGAGAGCUGAUUCUUCAGGAUUCCUUCCAAGUGUGGGAUCCCAAGUCUCUCAUUCGGAAGGGCCGUGAGAGGCAUUUGUUUCUCUUUGAAAUCUCUUUGGUGUUUAGCAAAGAGAUCAAAGAUUCUUCAGGACACACAAAAUAUGUUUACAAGAACAAGUUACUGACCUCAGAACUGGGAGUGACUGAACAYGUUGAAGGAGAUCCCUGCAAAUUUGCGCUGUGGUCCGGACGAACACCAUCCUCAGACAAUAAAACAGUGCUGAAAGCAUCCAGUAUUGAAACAAAACAGGAAUGGAUCAAAAAUAUCCGGGAAGUUAUUCAAGAAAGGAUCAUUCAUCUGAAAGGGGCUCUGAAAGAGCCAAUUCAGCUCCCCAAGACACCAGCAAAGCAGAGAAACAACAGUAGAAGAGAUGGAAUAGAUGAUGCAGACAGCCAAGGGGAUGGCAGCAGUCAACCUGACACCAUUUCCAUUGCCUCCAGGACAUCGCAGAACACAGUGGACAGUGAUAAGCAUUUCGUCUACGGCAGAGACACAGGACAGUUGUCUGGAGGGUGUGAACUAACUGUGGUGCUCCAGGACUUUACAGCGGGCCACAGCAGCGAGCUGAGCAUUCAGGUGGGGCAGACAGUGGAGCUGCUGGAGAGGCCGAGUGAGAGGCCAGGCUGGUGUUUGGUCCGGACCACGGAGCGGAGCCCACCCCAGGAGGGGCUGGUCCCCAGCAGCGCUCUCUGCAUUUCCCAUUCCCGCAGCAGUGUGGAGAUGGAUUGCUUCUUCCCUUCAGGAAAAGAUGCAUAUUCAGUCUCUUCCAAUGACAACGGGGGCAAGUCUGACUCCGUGGCCAACUUACAACCCCAGCCAUCCCUCAACUCCAUCCAGAGCUCUCCGGGCCCCAAGCGCUCCACCAACACCCUGAAGAAAUGGUUGACCAGUCCCGUGCGCCGCCUGAACAGCGGGAAGACCGAGAGCCACAUCAAGAAACAAAAGAAAGUGCGGGAUGGCAGGAAGAGCUUUGACCUUGGCUCACCAAAGACUGGAGAUGAAACCACUCCUCAGGGAGACAGCGCAGAUGAGAAGAGCAAGAAGGGUUGGGGAGAAGAUGAACCAGAUGAAGAGUCUCACACACCUCUUCCUCCUCCUAUGAARAUUUUUGACAAUGAUCCAACCCAAGAUGAGAUGACCCUUGAAGGAGGAUCYUACCGAGGAGGCUUAAAAGAUGCCACUGGCUGCUUAAAUGAAGGAAUGACGCCUUCAACUCCCCCACGAAACCUUGAAGAGGAACAAAAAGCCAAAGCAAUGAGAGGCAGGAUGUUUGUCUUAAAUGAGCUGGUACAGACUGAAAAAGACUACGUCAAAGACUUGGGAACUGUUGUGGAGGGCUUCAUGAAGAGGAUGGAAGAAAAAGGAGUUUCUGAAGAUAUGAAAGGGAAAGACAAAAUAGUAUUUGGCAAUAUUCACCAGAUCUAUGACUGGCACAAAGACUUUUUCCUGGCUGAACUGGAAAAAUGUCUUCAAGAACCUGACCGUUUAGCACAGCUUUUUAUUAAGCAUGAGCGGCGAUUGCACAUGUACGUGGUGUAUUGCCAAAACAAGCCCCGCUCUGAGUACAUCGUGGCUGAGUAUGAAACCUACUUUGAGGAGGUUCAGCAGGAAAUAAGCCAACGGUUGACCAUCAGUGACUUUCUGAUCAAACCCAUUCAAAGAAUAACUAAAUAUCAGCUUCUUCUCAAGGACUUCCUGAGAUACAGUGAAAAAGCUGGUCUGGAGUGCUCCGAGAUAGAGAAAGCAGUUGAAUUAAUGUGCCUUGUACCRAAACGUUGCAAUGACAUGAUGAACCUGGGUCGCCUCCAAGGCUUUGAGGGCAAACUGACAGCUCAAGGCAAGCUGCUGCAGCAGGACACCUUCUACGUGACGGAGCAGGAUUCGGGGGUUCAGUCUCGACCCAAGGAGCGCAGGGUGUUUCUCUUUGAGCAAAUAGUGAUCUUCAGUGARCUCCUUAGGAAAGGAUCUCUAACCCCUGGCUACAUGUUCAAGAAAAGCAUAAAGAUGAACUACCUUAUCAUUGAAGAAAAUGUGGACAAUGAUCCCUGCAAGUUUGCUCUAAUGAGCCGGGAAACAUCAGAGAGAGUCAUUUUGCAGGCAGCUAACCCAGAAAUUCAACAAGCUUGGGUACAGGACAUCAACCAAGUCCUGGACACACAAAGAGAUUUCCUAAAUGCGCUGCAGUCGCCCAUCGAGUACCAGCGCAAGGAGAGCUCGGCGGUGCUGCGGCCCCAGGCCGGCAGGGUCCCYCAGCCCAACAGCCGGCCCCAUUCUUCCAUCCCAGUAGGGUCUGAGAAGCCUUUGAAGGCUACAAGCCGUAACCCCUCUCUCCCACCCCUGAAGAUAUCUACCUCCAAYGGCAGCACAGGGUAUGAGCACUCACAGCCCGGAGACAAGUAUGAACAAAGCAAGACUGAUUUGGGAGGGUGCAAUGGGACCUCUUCCAUGGUGGUGAUUAAAGAUUACUAUGCACUGAAGGAGGAUGAGAUCUGUGUGAAUCAAGGAGAGGUGGUUCAGAUCCUUGCUAUCAACCAGCAGAACAUGUUCCUGGUGUACCAGCCCGCAAACGACCACUCUCCAGCCGCUGAAGGAUGGAUCCCUGGCAGUAUCUUGGSUCCCCUCCCUAAAUCCACCACAGAUAAUAGCGAUGGAAGCAUCAAGAAGUCAUGUUCAUGGCAUACCCUGCGCAUGAGAAAGCGGGCGGAAAAGGAGAGCAGUGGCAAAAAUGAAGCCAAUGGGCCACGUAAAUCCAAGGAUAUUCUGGGGAACAAAGUCUCUGUUAAAGAGACAAACAGCUCAGAGGAAUCAGAGUGCGAUGACCUUGACCCCAAUACUAGCAUGGAGAUAAUCAACCCCAAUUUCAUUCAAGAAGUGGCUCCAGAGUUUCUUGUGCCAUUAGUGGACAUCACCUGCCUGCUUGGGGACACAGUGAUGCUGCAGUGCAAAGUUUGUGGGCGACCCAAACCAACUAUAACCUGGAAAGGACCGGACCAAAACAUUCUGGACAAUGACAAUAGCACRGCCACUUACACGGUGUCAUCCUGCGACUCAGGAGAGCUCACCUUGAAGAUCUGCAACCUGAUGCCUCAGGACAGCGGCAUCUACACCUGCGUGGCAACCAAUGAGCACGGRACCGCMUCAACCUCUGCAACCAUCAAAGUCCAAGGUGUGCCAGCUGCCCCAAACCGCCCCAUUGCUCAGGAGAGAAGCUGCACCUCUGUGAUUCUGCGCUGGCUGCCCCCAUCCAGUACAGGCAAUUGCACCAUUUCAGGCUACACUGUGGAGUACAGAGAAGAAGGCUCACAGGUCUGGCAGCAGUCGGUGGCCUCAACUUUGGACACGUAUCUCGUCAUUGAGGACCUGUCCCCAGGCUGCCAGUACCAGUUCCGAGUGAGUGCCAGCAACCCCUGGGGGAUCAGCUUGCCCAGCGACCCGUCCGAAUUUGUGAGGCUCCCGGAGUACGACUCUGCUGCUGAUGGUGCCACUAUUUCAUGGAAGGAAAACUUUGACCUUGCCUAUGCAGAGCUGCAUGAGAUUGGGAGGGGUCGAUUCUCCAUAGUAAAGAAAUGUGUCCACAAAGCCACCCGGAAAGAUGUUGCUGUAAAAUUCAUUAGUAAAAAAAUGAAAAAGAAAGAGCAGGCAGCACAUGAAGCAGCUUURUUACAACACUUACAGCAUCCUCAGUACAUCACUAUCCACGAUACCUACGAAUCUCCUACUUCGUAYAUCUUAGUUUUGGAACUGAUGGAUGAUGGUCGUCUCUUAGAUUAUCUGAUGAACCAUGAUGAACUCAUGGAGGAAAAGGUGGCGUUCUAUAUAAGAGACACAAUGGAAGCCUUGCAGUACCUUCACAACUGCAGAGUGGCUCACUUAGACAUAAAGCCAGAAAAUCUGCUCAUUGAUUUAAGAAUCCCAGUGCCUCGUGUCAAGAUCAUUGAUUUGGAAGAUGCAGUUCAGAUCACAGGUCACUACCAUGUCCACCACCUCCUUGGAAACCCAGAGUUUGCAGCCCCUGAAGUUAUCCAAGGCCUUCCUGUCUCCCUGAGCACGGAUAUCUGGAGCAUUGGGGUCCUCACCUACGUCAUGUUAAGCGGYGUCUCUCCGUUCCUGGAUGAAAGCAAAGAGGAGACUUGUAUCAAUGUGUGCAGAGUGGAUUUCAGCUUCCCACACGAGUACUUCUCUGAUGUGAGCCAYGCUGCCAGGGAUUUCAUCAACGUUAUCCUCCAGGAAGACUUCAGGAGAAGGCCAACGGCAGCCACUUGUUUACAGCACCCGUGGCUGCAGCCACACAAUGGCAGCUAUUCCAAGAUCCCACUGGAUACCUCCCGCUUGGCCUCCUUCAUCGAGCGCCGCAGGCACCAGUACGACGUGCACCCGGUCCCCAGCGUCAAGAGUUUCCUGUUGAGCAGGAUGAACCCRGGCACAUAGGGCCUCCAUCCACAGGAUCCUACACUGCUGGCCCUGAGCCGGGCACCAGGAAUGCUGCUGGGAGCACACAGGCACCAACAYCUGGAUCUGGCUGUACAUAUCCCAUGUCUGGCGUUUGCUCCCUCUCUUGGGGCACGUGGUAUUGUCACAUCCAUCACUAAAAAAGGACUGCAGGAAGCAAACACCGACUGGGAACGAGAGCCAAAAUUGCAGUUGCCUUAAUCUUUGUGAGGCAGCCUUAUAAGAAAUCCUCUUGAUCUUGCUGAACUGAAUUCAAAAUGUACAAAAAAUUAGGAGUAGGAUAGUGGUGGGGAGUGAGACCAGGCUAACUUUAGCAUGUACUGCAGAACUGGACUGGUCAGUUUUUGCUGAAAUCAUUGCGAGCCUGCUCCAGGUUAUCAGUCAGAUUUCUCAUGCCCCUUAUGUCCAGAUGAUUUCAGUGGGGACUUUGCCUGCAUAGAACUUGCAAGAUCAGGCUUCAGUCACUGCUGAAUCAGCUUGUGGUGGCGUGGCUUAGGUACACUCCUGUUGCAUGGUAGUGCUCAGACCAAAAUCCUCCUUUAAGCCCUCCCUGGGCUUUCUGCUGUGUUAAGUCAACGUGCAGCACCUUUCGGAGCUAUGAAUAAGGCAAUGAAUUCAUUGGAGCAUACGGCUGGUUCUGACUAAGCACAAUGGGACUAUGGUGGGUUUUUUUAAAGCAUUUUAUACACACUGUACAGAAAUAUUUUGCAAAACCUGUGCAUUGAGAAAAGGCAGAGUCCAAUUUUUGCAGUAUCUGUAAACUAGAUGAUGAUGGCGAUGAAGACAAUUUUUUCUAUCACAGGUUUUCAGUAUACAUAUAUUGUAUCAUAGAUAUAAAUAUAUAUAAAUAUAAAGGAUCCUGUUCCAUUUCUAGCUUCAGAAUUGCCUGGCCCAAAGUCCAUUUAAGCCUUUCAGAGUGCAGUAGGAGUGGUGAGUUCAUUCUUGUGCUUACAGCUUUAAAAUCGUUUUCAGUGUUUAAAGUAUGUCAUUUGUUUCAUUUCCAAACUUGUAAAUAUCUCUCAGCUACCAUUAGCACCUCAUAACCAAAGCAUUCAUGAGGAUAUUUUUAUGUCCAAAAAUUUGUAAUAAAAAACCAAUAUUCACAAUUAAAACAUUUCUCUCUUGCAAGCCAAGUUGCAACAUCAUCAUAUUGAUGUUACAGUGACAGUGCCAGCCUUAGGUAUAACCAACACAGGGAGUCUGCAGUGACAAAUCAGCAGUUUGUAGGUUGGCCAAAUCUUCCUUUCCAGAAAUGGGAAUGGAAGGGGAAACCAGCUGGGGCUUCCCCAUCCUACUGCUACACCACAAAGCCCUACAGCAUUGARGGGUUAUGAUCAAAGACACUUCUUUCCCCUGGCAUGUGGGGACUUUGUCUCGGUGCUGAGUGCCAUUUGUGUGCCUGUAAUAGGAAAUGGCAAUUGUUACCAAAGGUUUUCCUAAGGAAAAUGGCUUGGUGUGCUCAUAUAAACUCUCUAGUAAGGAUGAGAGUCAAAUCUCAUUUACCAUCCAAGUAACUGCACUGUGAGCCUGCACGAGCAAGCGCUGUCUCUGCCAGUAGGUGGUGGAGAUACCCUGCAAGUACUGUUAAAUUCUCAGGGCUCUAAAAGCCCUUUUUGGACCACYUCUAAACUCGAUUUCACAGCAGGGAGGAGACCUGGCCCUUCUGUUUGUGCUUGCUCUAUCACUACACCAGACUGGUCAGUAUUUUGCUAGUGGACAAGAGAGGUGGCACAGCAAAAACCUUCUCAGCAUUCAGCACUGAGUGUGUGCAACAAAGAACAGCCCCUGACAGCAGGAAACCACAGGCAGAAGGGUGAGCCCAGGUGCCUCAGCAGAAUCAGGAGCGGUUCAGGGAGAGAUCUAAUACAGGGAGGGAGUUGUGGAAAUUUUUGAAAGAGACCAGUGUUCAUGGAAGGUUAAACUUUUUGAAUCAUCUAGAACCUAUCUCAGUUCCUCUGUAGAGCAGCAGCUGAUUUUCUAAGCAAUCCAGCAGCACCUCUUAGAUAAAGAGCAGAUCCUCAUCCUGAGCAACAGUGCAAAGUAUGCAAUUUCUUAACAACUGAAUACAGACAGCAGUCAAGGGGGGUCUUUAAUUACCACCAGCCUCAGGUACUUUCUCACUACAGGACUGUCUGUACUUUUUCCUAUUUGUCAAAGCUGGCUCUUUGUGCUGUGAUUGACUCUUCAUGGAAGCAUAGUCUGUAAAACCCACAGCUUUUAUUAGGCCAUGGGUACAAGGUCUUUCUGCUUGGUGUUAACACAAACAAAUUCUCAUGUAUCACAUGAAAUUUGGAGUUAUUUMGCAUUUUGUUUUCCUACCUCCUGCAUUCCCAUGUCAAACUGCAACAGCAGACACUUUGGAUGCAGAGGCGGGGGAAAGCUGGAUUGUUUAAAGGAACAUUUAAGCCUCUCAUUGCUAUCAAAUAACAGAAGAGAAAACCCAAAAGACUGAAAGAGGGACUAUACAUAACUAGAUAUCGAUGCUCAGAUUAAAAAAAGACUAACUGAGAGAGCUGGAAGUGCUGAACUCUGAAGAUUUGGGAUAUUCUGGGAUUUCUUUCUUUCRUGGUUUUGCUUUUCUAUGUUCGUGUUAGAGAACACCUCUUUCUAGGCACUGCUUUUCUUAGAGCAUGUUCAGGAAUACUUGAACCAGUUAAAAUUUCAAUGUAACAUUUGCGAUUAUCAACUGUUCUUGCUUUUUAUCUCAAAGAUUUAUUUUGCCUAAAUAAUACCAAGGUGACACAGAAUGCUGCCAUACAAUAAAUACGGAGGAAAUAYCCUGGCUUGGCUCUUUCAAAGUCUUUUAAAGCCAACCUGUGGUGCCUCUGCAGAUACAACAGUUCCUGUAACUCUGCUGCAAAUUGAAACUCCAUUGUAAAGAGAUUACAGGAGCUCAGUAAGUAGGCCUGGAAUGCACCCAACUGGGUGAGAAAAACUAUAGCCAAGCUAUGUAGCAUUCUCCAGCUACUGAAUUUUUUGGUGCAUUAAAUACUGUCUGUAACAGAGUUUCUCAAGAAAGCUCCCCAGAGAACAUCUGACCCCAAGGGGAAGAUUUCCACCUGCAGCUGUACCACUCAGGGUGUUCCCAAGGCGAGUGAAGGUGUGGUGGAAGCUGUGCCUUUAGCUUCUCCAGCAGCUUCCAACUAUCCAGGAUGGCCAACAAGAAUACUGACAACAGUGCACCACARGCUCUGUGUGGAGUGGCACUGUGCACACAGCACUGCCUUCAGACAUAUCCACAGUGCUCUUAGCUUGCUCUGACAUCAAAGUGUGGCUCACAGUGUCCCCAG